Messenger RNA from Colletotrichum fioriniae, 834 nucleotides. RefSeq lists its product as uncharacterized. The record is from RefSeq and is a predicted model, not a curated record. NCBI's taxonomy places the organism in Eukaryota, Fungi, Ascomycota, Sordariomycetes, Glomerellales, Glomerellaceae.
AUGAAGACAUCCGCCAUCCUCGCCGGCCUAGCCGCCUCCGCUGCCACGGCUGUCCUCGAGCCAGGCAUGCCGCAGCACCUCCUCUCCAACCCCGAGGGCGGUGCCGAUGCAAACCGCAUUCCGACCUCGUAUGAGUCCGCAGUCAUGGGCCGCCGCAUUCUCGCCGUGACCAAGUUGGCCGAGCUCGCAACCGUCUUCCCAACGGGCGCCCACUCCGCCUCGGGCGGUGACCUCUCUGGCAUGCCCAUCGGUCUCAUGGACUACGUCGCCGACUGCGAGGACGAGGGCAACCCCACCAUCCUGGCCAUCACCAUCGCCACGUCCUUCAAGAACGUCCGCGCCGGCUCCAACAUCUCCCUCUCCAUGCACUGGGUUCCGCCCUUCCCGCCCGCGAAGCGCAUUUCCCUCUUCUCCUCACUCAAGAACAGAAUCUUUGGCUCCUCCUCCUCCUCCGACGCCGCCACCGCCCUCCCCGACACGGUCCCCUACUCCGCCGCCAACCUCCCCCGCUUCUCUCUCCUCGGCUACCUCGAGAAGAUCCCCGCCGACCCCGUCUCCUCCCUCAAACUCGCCCACUGCUUCGUCAACAAGCACCCGGACUCCAAGUACUGGCUUCCCGGCAGCCCCGUCCACGAAUCAGAGUGGGUUCGCUUCGUCGUCACAUCUGUCUACUGGAUCGGCGGCUUCGGUGAUCGCGCCUACAUUGGCUGGAUUCCCCUCGAGGAGUGGCAAAAGGUCACCAAGGAGGAGUACGAGUCCAUCGAGCUCCCUGGUGAGAAGCGCGGCUGGAAGGAGUGGAGCGUCAACAGCUGGUUCGACGGCAAGGACCUUUGA